UAAAAAGUGUUGUAGAUUAUGAAUGUGUGUUCAUUAUUAAUUUUAAUUUUCAUGUGAUUCUUUUAACUCCUGCGUGUCGUAAAAUCUUUAAAUUCAAGUUAUUUAAAUAAAAGCUAUUUUUAAUUAAUAUAAUAACAUAAAUCACUAUCACAAUGAGUAAAAAACCGAACAACUUGAAAAAGAUUAAAUCAUUGUUUUAUUUAACAUUGGGAGGAUCCCUCUCAUACCAGCUUAUUUAUUUUAAAAAGGAUUUCAAUGGUUAUUAUGAUACUUUCCUGCGGCCCCUAAGUCAACUUCUCGAUCCAGAAUUGGCUCAUAAAAUCGGUGUUUCAGCUAUAAAAUACGGUAUUUUUCCACAAGAAUCUUUUCAGGAUCCAAACGUUUUAAAAACGAAAUUUCUCAAAUAUGAUCUUAGCAAUCCGAUUGGCAUAGCAGCUGGUUUUGAUAAACAUGGUGAUGCUGUCACAGGCCUUAGACGUUUGGGGUUCUCAAUAGUAGAAAUAGGAUCUGUUACUCCAGAACCACAGCCAGGCAAUCCAAAACCUAGAGUAUUCAGAUUACCUGAGGAUGAUGCUGUUAUUAAUAGAUAUGGGUUUAAUAGUGAAGGCCAUGACAGUGUAUUGCACAAAGUUAAAAACUUGGACAAAGCUUUGCUACAAAAUGGACUAUUAGGAAUUAACUUGGGGAAAAACAAAAAUUCCGAUGAUGCUGUUCAAGAUUACACUUUAGGGAUCAAUAAAUUUUAUGAAAUAGCUGACUACUUUGUGAUAAACAUAAGCAGUCCUAACACACCUGGUUUAAGAUCAUUACAAAGCAAAGAAGAGCUACAGAAACUUUUGACUGCAGUAAACAAAAUGUUAAACUCUUUACAAACAGUGACAAGACCACCACUUCUACUUAAACUUGCACCAGAUUUAAGUCUUGAAGAGAUCAAAGACAUUGUAACAGUAAUUACAAAAAAAGAAACUAAAGUAGAUGGUCUUAUUAUUGCUAAUACAACAAUAGACAGGUCAUCUCUUAAAAACCAAGUACAUGCUACCGAAACUGGGGGCCUCAGUGGAAGACCAUUAGCUAAUAAAUCUACCGACAUGAUUAAAACUGUUUACAAGCUAACAAAGGGCAGCAUCCCCAUAAUAGGAGUUGGUGGUGUGUUUUCCGGUCAAGAUGCUUAUGACAAAAUAUUAGCUGGUGCCAGUGCAGUGCAGAUAUACACUGCUCUUAUUUACCUUGGUCCACCCAUCAUUACCAAGAUAAAGACUGAACUUGCAGAAUUAUUAAUAAGAGAUGGCUAUAGUAGUGUUAGUGCAGCUGUUGGUAAAGGUUUGAAAUGAUGGACACUGUUAAUUUGCUGAAUAAAUUUAUUAUAAUGUAUAGUAACAUUUUAUAUAUUUGUUCAUUAAUGUUGUUAGAUUUUAUUUAUGCACACAAAUAUUAUACAAGUAUCAGUUA
Messenger RNA from Pararge aegeria (speckled wood butterfly), 1449 nucleotides. RefSeq names its product dihydroorotate dehydrogenase (quinone), mitochondrial (gene Dhod). Gene Ontology annotation, biological process: pyrimidine ribonucleotide biosynthetic process; 'de novo' pyrimidine nucleobase biosynthetic process. NCBI's taxonomy places the organism in Eukaryota, Metazoa, Arthropoda, Insecta, Lepidoptera, Nymphalidae. Gene Ontology annotation, cellular component: mitochondrial inner membrane; cytoplasm. Gene Ontology annotation, molecular function: dihydroorotate dehydrogenase activity. The transcript has 5 exons. The record is from RefSeq and is a predicted model, not a curated record. Bases 153 to 1331 code for a protein of 392 amino acids.